Messenger RNA from Lutra lutra (Eurasian river otter), 4564 nucleotides. RefSeq names its product guanylate cyclase activator 1B (gene GUCA1B). Gene Ontology annotation, biological process: visual perception. The record is from RefSeq and is a predicted model, not a curated record. Gene Ontology annotation, cellular component: photoreceptor inner segment; cone photoreceptor outer segment. The transcript has 3 exons. Lineage: Eukaryota; Metazoa; Chordata; Mammalia; Carnivora; Mustelidae. The coding region runs from base 2926 to 3618 and encodes 230 amino acids. Gene Ontology annotation, molecular function: calcium ion binding; calcium sensitive guanylate cyclase activator activity.
CCCAGGUGCCCCCAUCGAUAAUUUUCUAAUCCUACCAUCCCUUCUUUGUUUAUGAAUUGGAAUUCUACUACUAAGGAAGAGCUUUCCUAGACGUUUGUUAAGUUCCUCUGUCAGGGAUGGAACCCCUCCUUCUUUUCUUUUCCCACUUAGUUUCUGUCUCCAAACCCACACCCAUCUCCACUCCCCGCGUCGACGCAGUUCUUACAUUAGUGAGUCUCAUUUCUGGGCAAUUGGUCUGAACUCUCUGAGGCAAAUAAGAUCGAGAGGUCAUAGAUGUAGCUCACACGUCAAUUCCAGGGGGGAUAGAAAUGGGGGUCUGGAGGAGGUGAGGAGGUCGGAGUGCCUGUCUCUGCCACUCCUCUCCCUGUAACACUCUUCUCUCCAGAGGUUGCCCUGUGAUGCACUGGGAUGGAAAAAAAGGGCGGGUGAAAUCAAAUGUCAUUCGGGAUCCUUACGUAACCUGAGGUAGGGUCAGGGCUGGUGCGCAAAUGCGGCCAAAUCGGGGAGAAAUGAGGCAUCUAAUCCCACAGAGCAGAUCACACGCCUGUCACUUCUGCUCCUGCUCUUGAGUCGACAGAAGCAUUUAUUCCCAUCAUCUUCCCGUUGCCCCUGUGGGUAAUUGAAGCUGACGAGGGCCGGGCACACAGGAUGAGAUUAGUCCUCUCUGGGAGCUUCCCAGGACUCAUCCUGGAGCUGAAGCAACAUUACAGGUGAGGUCACCCCACAGGAAGGACCGCUCUAUGGUGCGCCUCAUAGGACGCAAGGGCUCAUUGUGGAAACCAUAGCAUGCUGAGUUAGGAUGCUGUGAGAACAGAAUGUUCUAGACAAAGAAUGUGGGAGAAUCUCUAGGUCUGGAGAGUAAGGAUUUGUCAGUCGUUUUUGCUGGUUUGUUUUUCUCUCUGUGGUGCUAGAUAUGAGGCUCAUUUUUCAGACUGUAAUAGACCUUAGAGUCUAUUAGACUCUAGAGAGGAGAAGGAAAGUUCUCCAGCUUGAACUAGAGAAGAUCUGUAGCUUGAAAGGCUCUGUCACUUCCUAGGUGGGUUUUCCUUGGGCAACUUAUUUAACCUCUGAGCCUCAGCUUCCUCAUCCAUAAAGUGGGUAUAACAAACCCAAGGGGGACAGCGUAUGUGACGUAGAUGGUUCCUACCUGCCAUUUUACAUACAUUUUUUCUACUCUUAUUAAAAAAGAAACAUAAGAUUGAUGUUCAGUAAGCUUAAUACACAAUUACUAAUGAAAAUAGCCUUUGAAAGAACAACUCAAUCAUCGUAUUGUACACCUUAAACUCACACAACAUUCUCUAAAAGGCUAUAUCUGCAAUUAUACCUCAAUAAACUUGGGGAGGGUGUAUGGAAACAAGCCAGAUAACCUUCGGUAAGUGAGGAAAAUGGCGAGAAGGAAGCGUUGAUGCGCUCAGCAGCUUGGGUGGUUCUCCAGGGCAUCGAGCUGAGUAAAAGCGGCCAGUCUUGAAGCUACACACUGUGAUCCCAUGUGUAUACCAUUCUCCAAGUGAAGACACUGUAGUGCUGGGGACCAGCUCAGCGGCCGCUGAGGGUUACAGUUGGAAGAAGGAUGUGACUAGUAACACAAGACAAAGUCCUCAGGUUGAGUUACACCUGUCUUACACGUAUGACAAAAUCUCAAAUGGCAGACUUACACACAAGGUGCAUUAAAGACUAGUGAAAAGUGAGACAAAAAUAACCAUUGCUAAGAAUCCACCCUAAAAAAGUUACCAGCUAUCUACGAAAGCAUACCUAUACACAAAGAUGUUCGUUGCAUAAUUCAGCAAGAGGGACUGCAGAGUACCCCUCAAAAAAAUAAAAUGAUUUCAAAUAAUUUUAAAGACAUGGGGCAUUUUAAAAUGAAAAUCCAGGAGAUAAAACCAUAGCUCCAAUCUGACCUCAAUUAGAGAAAUACAGCGUGGGAGGUGGGGGGACCAGAAAUCAUCCCAUAAAAGGUGUUGAGUAAGACACUUGGGGUGUUGAGGUGGGCUUGUUUCGUUUCCUUCUUGGUUUGUCAGUAGGCUCUUCUCUAGUUGCCUCAUAUUCUGUCGUGUUCUGUGGCUCACACCUUGCUCGCCCAAGCGCCCCUUGAUCUGGGGGUAGAGCUCCCAAGCAGCAGGGCCCAGUGGGACAGGGGUGCUCUGGGCCAGCGAUGUCAUUUCCAAAGCCCUGUGCCUGACGGCCACUUCUGGGAGAGUGAUGACUUGGGUUCUGGCUUUGGAGAGCUGAGGUCUCCGCCUCAGAAGCAGGAGCUCCUGCAAGUGGGAGCACCUUGUAAAACUCAGCCCGACCAGCCCCUGCAGACACCACCAGCAGCAGCCUCUCACCUCCAACUCAAUCGGCCUAGAAGAAUAAGAAGCAAGUGCUCCCUGCCUCGUUUGCUGCUUUUGGAAUCAUUGUCACCACAUUCUUGAUAGGAGUUUCGGUGACCUGGGCAGAGUCACCCCAGAGGCAGACUGUGUGCCCCUCUUCCCUCUGGGCGGUUAGUCCCUGAGUCCUGACUCCCCUUGCCCCUUCCUGGGUGGGGGUGGAGGAGGCCUGUCCUGCAGGAAGGGUAACGCCCAUCUGAGCCUAGACCACAACAGAGCUGGAGCCAAGGCCUGUCUGCCUUCCCUCGGGCUCAGAGUGAAUGAAAGGACAAAGGACAUUUUUAGUGUGAGCGUGGCUUUCUAAUCUUCCAGAACUGCCUUAGACCCAAAUUGAAAUUAAGUCAGUCAUGUAUUUGUGGAUUCAUACAUAUUCCUAAGACCUGACUGCACAGAAGUGGCGCUGUGCGAAGCACAAAGGAGAGACAAAGGCCCCGAAAGCCUCUUGUUUCUCCAGGAGCAUAUGAUACAGCUAGAAAAUGAGACACACACACGCAACGGCUAAGUGAGGCCCCAGAGUGAGACCCGAACUGCGCGGAACUGAGUAGAGGGGCCCUGAAUGCUAGAAGAGGGAGUGAGAGAGACCACUACGCUGAAGUGGUCGGAGAAGGAAGGCUUCCUAGAGGAGGCGACCCUUGAGCUGGGCCUGGCGGGGUGGGUAGUAUGGGGAGAUACCCAAUUGGGCAAGGAUGCUGGGCUGGAGAACACCCAUGAGCGAAGCUGUAGAGGCCAGGAGGAUGGCUGGAGGCCAAGCCCCGAGUGUGUGGGGAUGGACCAGCCAGAAUCGGACCACCUCUGCGCUCGGGAGAAGGUGGGACGGGCCUCACAGCUCGCGUUCCCACUCCCACCGCAGGACAACACCAUCGACUUCUUGGAGUAUGUGGCAGCCCUGAACCUCGUGCUGAGGGGCACCCUGGAGCACAAGCUCAAGUGGACCUUCAAGAUCUACGACAAGGACUGCAAUGGCCACAUCGACCGCCGGGAGCUGCUCGACAUUGUGGAGGCUAUCUACAAGCUGAAGAAAGCCUGCAGGGUGGAGAUGGAGUGUGAGCGGCAGGAACAGAUGCUCACCCCCGAGGAGGUGGUGGACAGAAUCUUCCUUUUGUUGGAUGAGAACGGAGAUGGCCAGCUGUCUCUGAAUGAGUUCAUGGAAGGUGCCCGUCGGGACAAGUGGGUGAUGAAGAUGCUGCAGAUGGACGUGAACCCCAGUGGCUGGAUCUCUCAGCAGAGGCGGAAAAGUGCCAUGUUCUGAGGAUUCGGGGGUCCUGGGAGCCCAGUAUAUGUCCACAGGCCCCUCCAGGACUCCAGGCUCACCAGGCUUCCCAAAGAGCGAGAGGGUCCCUGGCUCAGCCUGCUUGUGCCCACUCUUAUCUGGCUCCCCUAUGAAAGGGACUGGGCUGAGGCGGGUGGCUAGGGGCUCUUGGCCUGAAGUGGCUGACAGGACACAGUCCGAGGGCAGGAUUUACCCGGGUGGCGAAGGGAACCAGCUUCCUCUCUCCUUUCAGCUGCUUCUGGGGACAGUAUGCUUCGGCUGGGUGGUUGUGGGGCGUCCACAAUUUCCUACCUGGUUCCUACCUGGAAGCAGGGGAAUACUGAGGGAUGAGGGUCCCCUAGACUGCCCCCACAGUGGGAAGCCGGGGGCUGGAAGGUGUCGCAUCUGAAGAAAAAAUAGGACUUGGGGCGUGAGUCCUGGAUCCUGAGGAGUUCAUGGGGAGGUCUCUCGCCUCCCCCUCCCAACUUGUCUUCACCAGGGGUGUCUGCAAGGGAAAAUUGCAGCCAGUAAGGUGCUGGUCUCCCGGCCCUCUGUCCUCAGAGGGAUCGGCUGUGCUUGAAGGAGCUGUUUCAGCAAUGCCCCAGUGCGGCUCCUCCAGCCACACCCCCACACAAACCUCCUCUCCCCCUCCCCGCCCCUCAUCCCACACCUGCCUCUCCCAUUGACCCAAGAUGGCCAUUUCUCUCUCCCUAACCUCAAUUAUCGUCUCUGCGCACGGAGCAAGUUGGACAAACCAGGCGGGUUUUUUAUUAUUUUUUUUUUAGAUGUGAAGUUAUUUUGUCAUACAACUCUAUGUGUAGCCCCAGUGUACAAACUAGAUUUAAAGGGAGUCGUUCUUGUUAAAUUGGGUGGGGGGGGGCAGUGAGGAACUCAGAACAGGAACUUCUUUGAAGAGAUGUGUUUUUAUGUUGAUGGAUGAAAAAUA